Molecule: messenger RNA, 1425 nt
Organism: Chaetomium globosum CBS 148.51
Lineage: Eukaryota; Fungi; Ascomycota; Sordariomycetes; Sordariales; Chaetomiaceae
Exons: 3
Coding region: 1-1425 (474 amino acids)
Source: RefSeq, a predicted model, not a curated record
AUGGCGGCGCAGCUGCAUGACUCAUCUCGCCCCGUCUGUUUCCUUCUGCGCCUUCCCCCGUCCGUUCGACGCCGCAUUUACCUACACCUUGGCGUCACGCGUUGGGAUGGCUUGCCGAUGCUGUUCGACUUGGACGGUCCCGUCAAGCGAACUUGGCAGGUCUCAUUUCGAGGCUUGUUGUUGUCCUGCCGCCUCAUCUACGGCGAGGCAUCAGGCCUAUUGUUUUCUUCCAACCGAUUCGUCAUCCACUACAGACACGUACGGGGGAAUGGAUACGACGUCGAACCGUCGCUUCAGUCACUGCGGAACCUCACAACUACGUCGCUCGCCUCAUUGGCCAAUCUCAAGAUUGUGCUGAACCAAACCUCUUGUCAUCAGCGAAACGAAAAAGAGGCGAGCGGCAAGUGCUGCGACGACAUACGGCACAAUGGCACCCGCGGUACAGAUUACUGCCGGCAGCAUCACACAUCCCACCACGACCGGCCGCUUCGAAGUUCCCAUUCUGAAGCCGGGCCGAUGCUAGAUGAAUGGUUUCGAACAGCGAAUUACUUAUCUUCGAGGAUCAGCCCUGGUACCCUUCGGUUUUCCUUGCACUUCAAGCCUGCCGUCAGCCUGAACCCCUUCCUCGAGAGCUACGGCUUCGGAUCCUGGAAUAUACCGACCUUAUCACCCCUUGGAAGGAAGUUCUGUGGAGAAGAGGAUCGCGCGGGUACCGACCCCCCGCCGAAGACUGUUACCCAAAGGACAGCAUCGCAUGCCGCUCUAGCUCUUCGUGGCACCACGGAUGCCAAUUCCAGGGGUGCUACCACCAGAAACGUGCUCCGAAACGCACCACCCCCGGAUGCCUACGCGGCCGACGGUUUUGCAGCAAGCCACUUUUUGAGGGAGAUAGUCCCCGCCAACUGUCUGGGCCACCUCCGCUUUCUCGAGCUGAUCUUCCCCCCUUACAACCAUCUGUGCUGGCCCCAUGACGGCCAUCCGGUUCUCCAAGACUGGAUUGCCACCGUCGAGUGGAUGAAAACAGCGCUCAAUACUCCCGGCCUCGCAUUGUGGAUGACUAUGGCGGGCACGGUAUCACGCAGCCCGAAUCGCCCUGAACAUCGUACAGAACUUUCCCAGGCGCAGGGGGACGCAGUGCUCGCCGGAUACGACCGUAUUCUGCAACCGCUGGCUUGUCUUGGAGGUGAGCUCGGCCAGUUCUAUGCCGAUUUUGCAUGGCCCUGGAAAUGGACUAGAUGGUCGCUUGAUAUGCUACAAGCCCUGAGUCUUGAGUCCGGGCCAGCGUGGAUCAAGGCGAAGGAAAACGUGUUGGACGAACGAGCCGAGCGCUCCGUGUUGGGAAACCGCUAUGACCGACUAUGUGCACACCAGGGAAGGUUUGAGAUGAGGCCUUGGAGGGAAGAGCACCGUAUAUACGACUGGUAG